UGCGUGUUUAUGAACGCUACCUUUAACGCGCAUGCCUAGAGUUGCAAGUCACCGGUAAAUGCAACUGUACAAGGAAGUCUUCUUAAAAAUAUUACAGAACAGAUUGUACAAAUAACAGAUUUUCCAAUCAUAUAAAAUUUAAUUUCUAUAGGUUGUACUGAUGCUGACAAUGUAAAAUGCAAUUUCUAUCUUUAAAGAUUACCUAUCCAUAUUACCAUUUCCGUCUUAAAUACGUAUUCCGGAAGUAAAAUAAAGCAGCCCGUCUCCUUUGUUGUACUUCUGGUUACAACAUGUCACCGGCGACAUGAUUCCUGCUUUGAGUGAACAGGUUUACAUCGAGUAAUUAUUUUUGUGCUGUGAUGGGUUGGCUGAUAUGUGUGAAACACGCUUAUUGUUUUAUUUUCACGCUUUGUAUUUUUGCUGUGGGUCAAAUCUUGGCAGCUGAAAAAAAUGAAAACCCAAACUCGCAGCCAAUAGAAGAAACAGUUUUGGACGAUUUACUGAAAGAGAAUGAGCAGAACACACUCAAGAGUCAUGAUGAGGAAAGCGAGUUUGCGCGCAUGAGCAAGAUCCAGUUUAAAACUGCUGAAAUUGCAGAUGCAAUGCUGUCCAUUAUACCUGGUGAUGGAGAAACUGAACCUACAGACUCUUCUUGUCAGGAUGGAGCUAAAUGCCAAUUAGGAGAAACCGCAAACCCCUCUUCACAGACGGAUCCGAGAGAGGUUUUGAGUGAGAAUUCAGAAUUAGGAGAUCUAGUUACUCUGGGAAUGGUGCCUGUGGACACUGCAACAGAACAUGAAGAAAAUUCAACUGAGAUGGCAAAAAUGCCUAAAGUGAACUGUGAAGAAAGAAACAUAACAGGGGUGGAGAACUUUACUGUACACAUUUUAAAUGCAUCACAGGAUCUCAUGGACUUUUUAAAUGCAAACAGCACUGAAUGUUCUGUGGUCUUGUUUUAUACAACGUGGUGUCAUUUCUCAGCCAGUCUUGCUCCUCACUUCAAUGCACUACCACGUGUUUUUCCUAGUAUGCAGUUUCUUGCUCUGGACGCUGCUCAACACAGCAGUCUCUCCACUAGAUUUGGUACUGUGGCUGUUCCCAACAUACUUUUGUUUCAAGGAGCAAAACCCAUGGCCAGAUUCAACCAGACAGACCGUACACUUGGGACCCUCAAGUCUUUUAUUGUUAACCAGACAGGUAUUGAAGCAAAUAGUGAAGAAGAUAUCAGAGAAGAUGAUUAUUCUGGCCCUCUACCUAAUGUUCCAGUCAAGAGUAUUGAUUGGUUGCUUGUCUUCUCUGUCUUUUUUAUUUGUAGCUUUGCAGUGUAUGCAGUGUUAAGGACAGACAGCAUUCGUUGGCUUAUUCCAGGUCAAGUUCAUGAACAUCAGGAUUAAAAAAAGAUGCAAGAGAUUUAAAACCUGUAAUAAAAUCAACAAUUAAACAAUGGAGUGUACAAUUACAA
Messenger RNA from Erpetoichthys calabaricus (reedfish), 1462 nucleotides. It is a transcript of the gene txndc15, whose product is annotated as thioredoxin domain containing 15. Gene Ontology annotation, biological process: cilium assembly. Gene Ontology annotation, cellular component: cilium. Lineage: Eukaryota; Metazoa; Chordata; Cladistia; Polypteriformes; Polypteridae. Bases 360 to 1394 code for a protein of 344 amino acids. The record is from RefSeq and is a predicted model, not a curated record. The transcript is spliced from 5 exons.